AUGGCCGCGGAAUCCCGAGUUGCGGCGGUUGUGGGCGGAAAAAGAGUCCGCGGAGGAGGUAGCGCAGCAAGGGGCGGUCGGCAGGCAGGGGGAACGCGGGAAAGACAAGACGGCGGGUGCAAGGGCACCAGGAGGAUCAGAGUCACACCUCCGGAUGUUGUCAUGUGUGUGGGGAACGGGUUUAUCCUCCAUACAGUCAACACUGCUCUGGUAGUGUAUAAUACCAAGGGGCAGCAACUGACAGCAAUCACGCCACACAACGAGUUCUUCAACGCCCUGCCACGCAACAUGGGGGCAUACGAGGGCGCGCCCAAGGGAGACGCCAUUGGCGACAUGACAUGCACGUAUGACCACCGCUCCAAACGCUUCUACCUCGCUACAUACUGGACCGUUGGGGCAGGCGAGGUAUCGGGCUUUGAGGCGCCCCCUCUCCCCUCCCUCUCCCCUCCCUCUCCCCUCCCUCUCCCCUCCCUCUCCCCUCCCUCUCCCCUCCCUCUCCCCUCCCCCCUCACCCCUCCCUCCCUCCCUCCGCACCCCUCCCUCCCUCCUCCUCACCCCUCCCUCCCUCCCUCCUCCUCACCCCGUUCUUCCAGUCGGGGGGGGACAAGAACGCAUAUGACAGGCGCCUUCUCCCCAUUCUGUUCCCCCUUCUUCCCCCGUUGCCUCCUUCGAAACCUCUCCCCCUCCCUCCCCAUCUGCGCCCCUUCCCCUCCCACUGUAAUGCAGUGGACUACCCUCAGAUAG
Molecule: messenger RNA, 744 nt
Organism: Closterium sp. NIES-65
Lineage: Eukaryota; Viridiplantae; Streptophyta; Zygnematophyceae; Desmidiales; Closteriaceae
Source: the annotation of a GenBank genome assembly